AUGAGCCGGUGCAUCAAGAUCCACGAGCUGCCGUUCCGCGACCACGACAACAAUGUGUCCCUGAUGGUCUUCUGGGCGCCCUCGGACCAGCCAUUGCCCCCCUUGUACAGCUUCUCCAUCUACGUCACGUGUCCGGAUAUCGCAUCACCAGACCUGUUCAACGCGUCUCAACUCCUCAGGGCCCUCUGCGAGUCCAGCUACGCGCCAGAGACAAAUGCCUACCGCUUGGAUAUCUAUUUCGCGCCAUGGGCGACGGUGGAGCACUGCAUGAAACACUACGAUGCAGAGAGGGCUGUAAGGGGGCUCUAUACUGAGCAAACUGAGGCUCUGCGGAGCCCGAUAGGGUCAAGGAGCAGCGACGAGUCUGCGGGAGGGAGACAGAAGCUCCCAGGGCUGGUAUCUUCAUACCUGCGCACGCCGGCGACAUACCACCACGACGUGCUCUUCAUAUGCGACGAGCCCGACUGGCCAGAUGGCGAUGACUUUUACUUUGUGCAAUUCCGGCCCGCGACGAACCUCGAAGAAUUCGCGUUGGAUGGAGGGCAGAAGCUGGACGAGACGCUCGAGAUUGUCGAGUCGACGAGGAUGCAGAGGCUUCCGGUGUGCCCGGACCCGGAGACAUACGACGGGUCCGGGACGGUGCAGGGGAAGAUGUAUGACAUGUUGCUGCUCAAGGACGAGCAGCUGAGCGAGCCCUACAAGGAGGCGAUGGAGCGAGGGUGGCGGUCGUGGUGA
Messenger RNA from Diaporthe amygdali, 735 nucleotides. RefSeq lists its product as uncharacterized. The coding region runs from base 1 to 735 and encodes 244 amino acids. The record is from RefSeq and is a predicted model, not a curated record. Lineage: Eukaryota; Fungi; Ascomycota; Sordariomycetes; Diaporthales; Diaporthaceae. The transcript has a single exon.